AUGUCAAAGUCCUUCUCAUCCCCUCCACUCGACGACCACGGAGCGGGCGCCGUGGUCACGAGCCGUUUCAAGCACGUCGUUACCGACGAAGGCCAUGCCAUCAUCACUGGUCGCGACGGCCAGUUUCUUCGCUGCGAGGACGAACCGAUCCAGGCCCCGGAGCGGUCCAGCCCUUUGGCGUUCUCUUUUCUUGACAUAUUUAACGAGGAGCACCAGGAAACCCUCUCUGCGCACAUCGACUUUGUCCGCGAGGAGUCUGCCGAUUUUUCGCUCAGCGGGCCCGAGAUCUUUAUCAUCUGGUCCAAGUCGCCCGAGGGAAAGUCCAUCAAGCAUUGGUGCGCUAUCCACAUCAACUCUGCCCACCCCGACCUAAACACACUGUUCCACAACUAUACCCCGGAAGAGUUGCGGGAAAGCACCGAGAUCCAGAGCAAGCCGCUCCGCUUGCCCCAGCGAAAACGUCCUGGCCGGAGCACCGAUGGCGGCUUUGAAAUCUUGGACCUCAUGAGCCAAAUCCAGGACCAGAUGGCCGAGGCGACCAAUCUGACCCACUUCCUCAAGGUCCUCGUCGGCAUAGUCAAGGAUCUGACCGGGUAUCAUAGGGUCAUCGUCUACCAGUUCGAUUCUCAAGCUAAUGGCAAGGUUGUCGCGGAGCUUGUGGACCCAGCCCACACCGCCGAUCUCUACUACGGACUGCACUUCCCCGCCGCCGACAUACCGAAGCAGGCCCGCGACCUCUACAAAAUCAGCAAAACCCGCCUUCUCCACGACAGGGAUUUGGAGAGCGCCAGGCUCGUCUGCCGGAGCCAGGAUGAUCUCAUCACCCCUUUGGACAUGUCCUACUGCUACCUCCGUGCCAUGUCCCCAAUCCACCUCAAGUAUCUCGCCAACAUGGAAGUGCGCGGAUCCAUGUCCAUCUCGCUCAAGGUCUUUGGGGACCUGUGGGGUCUCGUCUCCUGCCACUGGUUCGGCGAACACGGCAUGCGAAAUCCUUUCCCCGUCCGGAAAAUGUGCCGGCUCAUCAGCAAUGUGGCCUCCCGGAACAUUGAACGGCUCUCGUACGCGUCCUCUCUCCAGGCCCAGAAACUCAUCAACUCGCAUUUGGUGGAUAAGAAUGCCUCCGGAUACCUUGUGGCGUCUUCGGACGAUCUGCUCCAGCUCUUUGACGCCGACUUUGGCGUUAUUUCGAUUCUUGGGGAGACGAAAGCGCUCGGAAAAAUCACCCAAUCCCAGGAAGCGCUGGCGAUGCUCGAGUACCUGCGUCAACGCAAAUUCUCGGAUGUCAUCUUCUCGGAUGAUAUCUCGUCGUAUUUUAAAGAUCUCCAUUAUUCUCCUGGAUUUUCUGUUAUUGCGGGCCUCUUAUAUGUGCCGCUUAGCGUGGACGGCGACGGCUUCAUCGCCCUUUUCAGGAGGGGCCAGAGCCAGGAGGUCAAAUGGGGAGGCAAUCCAAACGAGAAGCAUAUGCGGGCCGGGGUUCCGGGGCUGCUAGAGCCGCGCACCAGCUUCAAGUUGUGGCGGGAGAUCAUUCACGGUAAGAGUCGGGAGUGGACCAGCGACCAGGUUGAGUUGGCUCGCGUUUUAUGUGUCGUCUAUGGGAGAUUUAUCCAGGUCUGGCGGCAACAGGAGGCGACUGUGCAGAAUACACGGCUCACGAAGCUGCUCCUCGCGAACUCGGCCCACCAGGUUCGAACACCGCUCAACGCCAUCAUCAACUACCUAGAGAUUGCCCUUGAAGGCACACUCGACCAAGAGACCAGGGACAACCUAGCCCAGUCGCAUUCCGCGUCCAAGUCUCUCGUGUACGUGAUUAACGACCUGCUCGACCUCGCCAAGGCCGAGGAAGGCCAGGUACUGUCCAAAGAGGAGAUUUUUGAUCUUCCCGCCUGCAUUCGCCUGGCUGUCGAUUCGUUCGUCGUCGAUGCUCGCCGCAAGAACCUCCAGUACAUUGUGGAAGAGGACCCCAGCGUACCGCCGCAGGUGUACGGGGACAAGUCGCAGCUCAGGCAGGCCAUCUCCAACGUUAUCGCCAACGCCAUUCAGUACACCGACAGCGGGUUUGUCCGAGUGGAGUCGUUUGUCGCUGAGGCGGCAAGCGGCAAGGUUCGCCUAGAAGUUGCGGUCCAAGAUUCAGGUGUUGGAAUGACGACAGACGAGAUGGAUGGGCUUUUCCAUGACCUUGAGCAGGUAAAUAACGGAGAGACCGAGGGUCCAUUGAACGAAAUCUCGGAUCGGAAAAUGCACAAGCUCGGCCUUGGCCUGGCCGUGGUGGGCCGCAUCGUCCGAAACAUGAAUGGCCAACUUCGAGUUAGGUCAACAGUCGGCCAGGGCUCCUGCUUCGUGCUGCAGUUGUCUUUCGACACCCCAGAUGAAGAAGAAGAAGUGGUGGAAGGGGGUGACGACCGCGAUGAAAUCAUGUCGGAUAUUCACGACCAGCGGCCAGUUGCGUCAGUCACCCUAGCCCAGCAGCGGCUCAGCGCCCGACCCGGACCCGAAGACACGCCAAAGGCGCCCACGCGUCAACUGUCUACCCUUCUCGAAGUCGAGCCCACCUCCGGAUUCGCAGCCGCGUCAUCGCCACCUCCAGAAGGCCCCCGCCCCUACACUAGCCCGGCGUGGCCCCUCUUGACUCAAAUCAUACCACCACCGCAGGAAACGGUUUUCCAGAGCAUCGAGGAGGAUUUAUCCGCUUCCAGGGUCUCCGUAGAAGAGAUUAGGUCUUCUCCAGACGUGAACAGCGCCGGGACGACAGGCCUUCGGAUCCUCAUCGCCGAGGACGAUCCCAUCAACAUCAAGGUGUUGCGCAAACGUUUGGAAAAGGUCGGCCACCAAAUCCAUCAUGCGGUGAAUGGCGAGGACUGUGCGAUGGUGUAUGGCCAAAGCUCGCCGCAGUUUGACGUCAUCUUGAUGGACAUGCAGAUGCCCAUUAUGGACGGUCUCACCAGUACGCAAACGAUCCGCGGCUGGGAAAAGAGCCCAAACGCGCUUGGUCUUUCCCGCCUCGCAAGCCGCAAUGGGCAAAUACCAAUAUUUGCCGUAUCGGCGUCUCUUGUGGAGGAGAAGAAGGACUUGUAUCUCAAAGCGGGGUUUGACGGAUGGAUACCCAAACCCAUCAAUUUUGUUCGUCUUCAGUUGCUGCUUUCGGGCAUAGCAAAUGAAGAAACCCGACUCAAGUGUCUAUACACCCCUGGCCAGUGGGAGGGCGGAGGCUGGUUUCGACCAAGUCCUGGUGAAGGAGAAGCGCUUUAA
Parascedosporium putredinis is the source of this 3246-nucleotide messenger RNA. Lineage: Eukaryota; Fungi; Ascomycota; Sordariomycetes; Microascales; Microascaceae. The record is from the annotation of a GenBank genome assembly.